Rhodamnia argentea is the source of this 894-nucleotide messenger RNA. RefSeq names its product protein NTM1-like 9. Gene Ontology annotation, biological process: regulation of DNA-templated transcription. Gene Ontology annotation, molecular function: DNA binding. The record is from RefSeq and is a predicted model, not a curated record. The transcript is spliced from 3 exons. NCBI's taxonomy places the organism in Eukaryota, Viridiplantae, Streptophyta, Magnoliopsida, Myrtales, Myrtaceae. The coding region runs from base 1 to 894 and encodes 297 amino acids.
AUGGAAAACACAAUCUCUGAAGUAGUGAGAUCACUCCCUCCAGGAUUCAGAUUCCAUGCCACUGAUGAGGAGCUUCUGGUUCAUUACUUGAGGCCCAAGAUACGCGGACAACUCGACGAGCGCUAUUCCGCUAUAAUACCGGAGAUUGACGUAUGCGAAUUCGAACCUUGGGAAUUGCCUGGCAUGUUCGGUCACAUGUUCAAUAGCAAGGAGCUGUUUUUCUUUUGUCGCGUGAAGCGCAAGUACUUGAACAGCAAACGCUCCGACCGAACAACCGGAGCUGGUUACUGGAAAGUGACUGGCAAGGAACGUGCCAUCAUGAGUGAGGACAUCAGUGCGCCGCUAGGAAUCAAGAAGACACUGGUGUUCUACAAAGGCCGCGUGCCUAGAGGCGAAAGGACCAAUUGGGUCUCUCACGAGUAUCACAUAAAUCCUAAGUGUUUGGGCCGUAAUCGCAGCGAAGACGAGAUGCUGCCUUACGUUGCAUGUCGGAUCAAGAACAAAAAGGAGAAGAAACUGAUGGGGGGUGCAACAAUCAGCCCUUACACUAGCCAUGUUUCAGAAACCCCUGUGAAUCAAGCAGGGGACUAUUCCAGCUCCUGUAACACCCCCAACAACGAAGUUGCUGAUAACCAAGAGGCAGUUGAUGCUCAUAUCGAGAUGUCAGCGGAAGAGUUCAUGGAAUCGCUCCCUCCAUUGCAACCACCAGAUGACAUUUUAUUGGACAACAACGACGCUCCGACCUAUCUGCCGCAGGUAGGAGAGGAGGAAGGAUUGCCGUCCUUGUUCGAUUUCUCGAACGACGGCAAUGGCAAUGAGCUCGACUAUGGCUACAUGCCGUCUCCAUACAACAAUUUCUUAAACUAUUCCGGUUUCGGCUGGGGCAAUGUCUGA